AUGAGUUAUUCCGCGGGUUAUAUGGAUUGCGGGAUGGGCUUCAUCCCAUCGGUACGAUGCUGUAUGCCCAAUUUCAGUGUACAAUGUCAACAGGUCCAGGCAUGUUUUACUAUCGGGAAUGAAAUUGAUCUUCAGACGCUGCUCCCACAAAGAUGCACAAAUGCGUCGGCUAUUACGAAACCCGACCUUCUGACUGCGGCGCGGGGUGUUACACUUGCGGCUUGGCGAAUCCAUACUGCUCUACAACGGUAG
Molecule: messenger RNA, 252 nt
Organism: Morchella sextelata
Lineage: Eukaryota; Fungi; Ascomycota; Pezizomycetes; Pezizales; Morchellaceae
Exons: 4
Coding region: 1-252 (83 amino acids)
Source: RefSeq, a predicted model, not a curated record